Truncatella angustata is the source of this 2750-nucleotide messenger RNA. Its product is annotated as heterokaryon incompatibility protein-domain-containing protein. The transcript is spliced from 2 exons. NCBI's taxonomy places the organism in Eukaryota, Fungi, Ascomycota, Sordariomycetes, Amphisphaeriales, Sporocadaceae. Bases 439 to 2643 code for a protein of 734 amino acids. The record is from RefSeq and is a predicted model, not a curated record.
UCUUACAGUUGCGUCGUCAGCUGGCCCCACUCAGUCCUGUCGGGUGUUGGCCACCAAUCGCGGAGACCGACACGCUCGCUUUCGCACUCAGCCACAUUUAAUUAAGACCUGACAGCUUCAGCAGCUUCAGCUAAUGGAGCUUGGUUGAUUGACGGCGUCAAGGAGCACGCGGGGCUCAUCGCACUCAUGUGAGAGUUGCGAAAUCGGUGGUCUCAUCGUGGAGCAAGAGACGUACCACGUCAAUGAUCGAAACCCGAAAUCCACCUAUCGCCGCAAUGGUCCGCAACUCAGCCGCAAGCCCCCACAACGCCCAAAGGGACAUUCCUCUAUCCUCCUUGCCAGGCGAAGUAGCACAUCGCAGUCACCCAAACAACUCGUUUCUGCUAUUCCGUCAUCGAACCGCAAUGUCCAUCUGUACAUAGUACCAAUGACAGAAAUAUGAACUCGAGCUCGAGCUGCGCAUCCUGCGCUCUGGUCGCGUCAGUAGUGGACAAGUCCUAUACUUCGUCCAGCACUGUCUCCCAAAGGAAACUCCAGCCUGUCAUAGGGACGUUCUUGGAGCUCGAGCAAAACCAGACAUGCGAGGUUUGCAAGUUUGUCGUAUUCAAAUUGAGGGAAGACCCAAGACGUGAUGGCUAUCUGCCUGAUUGUGCAGUGACAUUCUGGCAAUGGAGCGAGCCGAUGGAGUACACGUGGAGCUAUGGCCCGCUCGAGAACGAGGAUGGCAACUGCACAACUUGUGAUCAGGACCACAGAGGGUUCAGGUUGAUCGAUUUCGCAUUGCCGAGUCCAAAAUUCGGCUACUUUGUCGAGCCCGACUCCAACUGGAUCGACUUAUGCCGAGUCAGAGAAUGGUCUAGCCAUUGUGACUCUACGCACGCGGGUCUAUGUCAUACAUUGACAGAAUGGGCAGAUGUAGCACCGCCGUCGUUAGCGCCUCUCCUUCUUGUCGAUGUGAAUGCAAGAUGCAUCGUGGAGAUUGAUGUGUCCGCGAACCUCAGGACCAAGUACGCGGCACUGAGCUAUGUCUGGGGUCGUCUUCCCAAUGUACUAGAGGCAACAAGAUCGAAUCUGGGCCAUCUCAAAAUGCCGGGCGCACUCUCGCUCACAGAUUUUAGUGACACUCUCCCAGCAACAGUCCGUGAUGCCGUAGCACUUACAAGAAGCCUCGAUUUAGACUACUUGUGGGUCGAUAGACUCUGCAUCGUUCAGGAUGAUCCUGCUAGCAAAUCAUUGCAGCUCGCGCAAAUGGGUGCUAUAUACGCUAAUUCAUACAUGACUCUUGUGGCAGCUGAUGGCACUGACGCGAAUUACGGGCUUCGUGGCUCCGUGAGGGGCGUAUCUCAGCCUCGAGACUUCCAGUUGCCAGUGCUCACGUACAAGCCAGAUGGUGAAAGUCUUAUCGUGGAACCCGUGUUUGAGCUCGACUUCAAUGCACCAGAGUGGCAACGUCGUGGCUGGACGUUUCAGGAGAGAACGCUGUCUCGCCGUAACCUUGUUUUCCAGGAGGGCCGCGUUUUCUGGGAGUGCCCCGGAGUAGUGUGGACGGAGGAAUUGGCGUACGGUCCUCGCACAACAUCGCAAGACUUUCGGUGGCAGAGGGGUAAGCCGUCGUCCUGGCAGAGGAGCAAGCCAUCAUCCUACCAGCUCAAGAUGAGUCGGUGGCCCGAUCUGGGCCAGUACGAAAUGCUUGUACUAGCUUACAACAUGAGAGUCCUGUCGUUUCCUAGCGACGGGCUAAAUGCAUUCGUGGGCAUUUCCACUGCUCUAUCCCGCUCUUUUAGGGGUGGUUUGCUUUACGGCGUUCCAGAGUACUACUUUGACAUAGCCAUGCUCUGGUUUCCGUUUUCUCCUAUCCAUCGUCGGCUCGUUAACGAUCGAGUAGACUACACUCUCCCGAGCUGGUCUUGGGUGGGUUGGGCAGGAGGUAAUAUCAAUUUGAGCAUUCUACCACAACUUCAGCGCCGCGCCGACGCCACAAUGGGGCUUGAGGAGGAAAUAGAUAACGGGUAUCACGACGCAGUAAAAAUGAAGAACGAUAAGUAUAUUUCUCUACCUAAGGGCUGGUCUCGCAUUGCUAUGACUGAGGGGAAUGACAUCGGUCAAGGAUUCAAGCAUGAUUCUAUACCAGACACAGUUUUCACGUGGCCACUACACGUGCCGGAGCACCCCUUGCCCCCAUCGCUGGUACAAUGGAAUCCUCGUCUUAGAUUCCAAACCACUCGAGCAUUUCUCUUCGUAGGGUCUCGUCUUCGGCAUAAUUGGGAGGGCAACUCAUGGAAUGCCGCAACAAAUAUGGCUGUCCCGAUUGCCUCGUCAUAUAACAUUCGAGAUAUGUCAGGAGCUUGGGCAGGAGUCUUGUACUCGAACGGCUCCGACACGAUUCCCGCAGCUGAGAAUCAGCGCUGCGAGUUCAUUGUCAUUUCCGGUGGAGUGACUUCCAAGGACACCGUCGACGACCAUAAUGGUUUGGAAGAAUGGGCGCAGACUCCUGAGAUUCAAGACUUGGAGACGUAUGAGUUUUUCAAUGUUCUCUGGAUAGAGUGGGUCGACGCCAUUGCAUACCGUAAGGGCCUGGGCAGGAUCUGGCAAGAGGCUUGGAAACGGCAACACAGAGAGGAAUUAGAGGUAGUCCUUGGCUAAAGAUCAAACGUCUUAACGGCCAGAUAUACCCACGUGCGUUGAUCUCUCGGAAAAGUUUCAAUCGUAUUAUUAGCAAUUCAUGCAUCACGACUUAAAACUCAUUGGCG